This is a messenger RNA of Cephus cinctus (wheat stem sawfly), 1629 nucleotides long. Its product is annotated as tubulin alpha-8 chain-like. The record is from RefSeq and is a predicted model, not a curated record. The transcript has 5 exons. The coding region runs from base 169 to 1587 and encodes 472 amino acids. Gene Ontology annotation, biological process: microtubule cytoskeleton organization; mitotic cell cycle. Gene Ontology annotation, cellular component: microtubule; cytoplasm. NCBI's taxonomy places the organism in Eukaryota, Metazoa, Arthropoda, Insecta, Hymenoptera, Cephidae. Gene Ontology annotation, molecular function: structural constituent of cytoskeleton; GTP binding.
UUGCAUUUGCAGUUUCAUAUGGCGGUCCAUUGACUGACGCAGAUUCGGCCAAAUCGUUUCGAGCUUUCCAAGAUCUCAGGAUCUUUGGUUCGGCGAAUUAUGAAAAAUUCUCGUUAACUAAAUUUCAGUAACGAUCAAAUAUCAAAUCUUCAGCUUGAAUAGAAAAAAAUGUCCAGCAAGCGUCAAUGCAUUUCACUCCACGUCGGUCAAGCCGGCGUACAGCUCGGAGCGGCCUGCUGGCAACUUUAUUGUGUGGAGCACGAAAUCUCUCCGGAUGGUCAAAUAGCAACAAACAGUCUAUCACCGAAAGAUGAGAAUCUAAAUGCCUUCUUCCAUCAACCCGGAAAUGGAAAGUACAUUCCAAGAGCGAUGAUGAUCGACCUGGAACCCUCGGUGAUAGGACAAUUUCAAAAUUCCGCGUACCGCGAUCUCUUCCACCCAGAGCAGAUGAUCUGCGGGAAAGAAGACGCAGCCAACAAUUAUGCCCGUGGCCGUCACACAGUAGGGAAGCAGCUUCUGUCGACAGUAUCAGAAAGGUUAAGAAUCCUUUCUGAAAACUGUGACGGUCUUAUGGGAUUUUUGAUUUUUCAUUCUGUGGGCGGUGGUACCGGUUCGGGAUUCAAUGCUCUGUUGAUGGAAGAGUUAUGCAAUUCCUUUGGGAAAAAAAGCAAAUUACAAAUGACAAUCUAUCCCUCACCAAUGAUCAGUACGGCCGUUGUUGAGCCCUACAACGCUAUUUUAACGAGUCACUCUACAAUGUACGAGACUGACUGUUCUUUCAUGGUGGAUAACGAGGCACUAUAUGACAUAUGCCGACGUAAAUUAGACGUGGAUCGAUUGACCUAUAUUCAUUUAAAUAGACUAAUAAGUCAAGUGGUAUCCUCGAUAACAGCUAGUCUUAGAUUCGAUGGACCAUUGAACGUAGAUCUCUCAGAGUUUCAAACGAACCUGGUUCCUUUUCCGCGAAUACAUUUCCCUCUGUCGACAUACGCUCCCGUAGCAACUGCCAGCAAUGCAGACCAUAACACAAUGUCAGUGGCAGAAUUGACAACGGAAUGCUUUGAACCUCGCAAUCAGUUGGUUACCUGCGAUCCUCGUCGAGGAAAGUACAUGGCCUGUUGUCUCUUGUAUCGCGGAGACGUUGUACCAAAAGAUGUUAACUACGCCAUCGCCUCCAUCAAGCAAAAACAUGGAGUGGAGUUUGUUGACUGGUCUCCUACGGGAUUCAAGAUUGGUAUUAAUUAUCAACCGCCAAUUGUAAUACCUGGCAACGGUCAGGCCAGAGUUCAAAGAGCUGUUGCUAUGUUGAGCAACACCACUGCCAUUGCUGAAGCCUGGUCCAGGCUGAAUAGACAAUUUGGAUUAAUGUAUAAAAAGCGAGCCUUCCUUCACUGGUACUUGGGCGAAGGUAUGGAAAUAGAUGAAUUCCGUGAAGCAAGGGUAGAUCUUGCUGUAUUGGAGAUGGAUUAUGCUGAAAUAUCCAAAGACACUGUCUAUUGUGUAUACUUAUUUCUUGUAUGUGUUUACGAGAAACUCUCAAAAAUAAAGGCGACACAAUUAUUAACGGAAGGGAUACGGUAUAUGUGAUUUUCAAUGAUCGUAAAGAGAGAUUUCCGAAUUAUUGCCAGA